AAGUGUGUGUCGGUGUUAUUUCCAGGUAGCAGUGUAACCCGGGUUAGUGAUGUCGGUGUUUUCCGGGCCGUGCCGGGCCGUGCUGCUGCUGCUGGUCUGUGUGGUCCCUGCUGGGUCCUGGGACGCGGAUCUGGAGCUGCUGGACCUGGUGGAGGAGAUCCCGCAGAGCUUCUACCACUUCCUGUCUGUGGAGCAGGACGCCUCAGCAGCCGAAAUCAAGAAGGCGUACCGACGUCUGUCCCUCAGCCUCCACCCGGACCGCAACAAGGACCCGGACGCUGAGACUCAGUUCAGACAGCUCGUCGCCAUUUAUGAAGUCCUGAAGGACGACGAGAGACGGCGCAGGUAUGAUGACAUCAUGGUGAACGGGCUCCCUGAUUGGAGGCAGCCGGUCUUCUACUACAGACGAGUGAGGAAGAUGAGUAACGGCGAGCUGGCCUUCCUCCUCUUCCUCAUCCUCACCGUGGGACACUACGCCAUCAUCUGGUCCAUCUACCUGGAGAAGCAGCUGGAUGAGCUGCUGAGUAAGAAGAAGAAAGAGAAGAAGAAGAAGCUGAACUCCAGACCUGCAGAGGAGCUCAGGUGUGUGAGCCAGGACAGGGUUCAGGAGCGUCCUCACUGGCAUGACCUCCUCCCUCUGAAGGUCAGCAUCUGGAUCUACCUGUCCAUCAAAAACCUUCCCCAGACCCUGCAGGAGGUGCAGCAGUACUAUGAGGACUACCAGCAGAUGAAGCAGCAGCAGAGAGAGGAAGCUGAAGCUGAGCAGGAAGUUGUGACCAGAGAGAAGAGGCCAAAGGUGAAGAAGCCAAAGGUGGAGUUUCCAGUUUACGAGCCGUCAGCAGAAAACCUGAACUACCAGAGUUACCAGGAGACCUCUUCAAUCGAGGACAUUGAAGACCAGAUGGACGACUGGCUGCAGGACCGCAGGGCUGCAAAGAAGAAGGCUGCAGACUGGACGGAGGACGAGCUGAGCCUCCUCAGCAGACUGAUGGUUAAAUUCCCUGGAGGAACUCCGGGUCGCUGGGAGAAGAUAGCCCAUGAGCUGGGCCGAUCAGUGUCUGACGUGACGACUAAAGUGAAACAAGCCAAAGACAACGUCAGCCUCCCCUCAGGUCUGGUGAAGCUCUCCGAGCUGAAGGGACCGCCUCCUGUGAGGUCACCUCCUGACAGCAUGAUGACUCAGCGGGGGGGCGGGGCCUGUGAGGAGGAGGUGCAGGAGGAGGAGGAGGAGGAGGUUCCGGCGGUCAGGAGGAGGAACAGGAAGCCCCUCCCAGCGGCAGAUGGGGGGGAGGUUCGGGUCAGAGGGAGGCGGCAGAGAGACUUUGACCCCACGGUGGAGGAGGAGGAGCAGGAGGAGCAGCAGGAGGAGCUCAGCAGCUGGACUCAGAGCCAACAGAAGCUGCUAGAACUCGCUCUGCAACAGUUCCCCCGCGGAACCGCAGAACGCUGGGACCGCAUCGCCAAGGUGGUUCCCUCAAAGACCAAGGAGGAGUGUAUGAUCCGUUACAAGAUGCUAGCAGAACUCGUUCAGAAGAGGAAACAAGCGAAGAGCUGAUGACCCUGACCCUGUCUCCUGCUGUGACCUUUGACCUCCCGUCAGGUGAACUGGCUCCUGAUUGGAUGGAUAUGUGUUGUUUUUUUAUGGGCUCACCUGUUCAGGUGUGUUUUUAUAACUGGUGUCAAACAGGACGAUGUCACCUGACCUCUGACCUCACAGCUUCAUGUGCCUUAGCUCAAUCACUUCUGUUCAACUGAUCAAUAAACAUAUUUAUUACCUGCUGCAGUAAAAAGGAGAGCGCUCACUUUGUCAAU
Messenger RNA from Scomber japonicus (chub mackerel), 1812 nucleotides. It is a transcript of the gene dnajc1, whose product is annotated as DnaJ (Hsp40) homolog, subfamily C, member 1. Gene Ontology annotation, cellular component: endomembrane system. NCBI's taxonomy places the organism in Eukaryota, Metazoa, Chordata, Actinopteri, Scombriformes, Scombridae. Bases 50 to 1555 code for a protein of 501 amino acids. The transcript is spliced from 12 exons. The record is from RefSeq and is a predicted model, not a curated record.